GGCCGGCAGCCGGGGUCACGUGACGGGGCCGGAAGGGGCGCCGGGAAUGGCUCUAAGGGAGCUCGGUGAGGCUGGAGCCCGAGCCGGAGUCUGGAGGCGGGAGAAGGCACCAUGUCUACUCAGCAACUGCGGAAUGAAAGCUACAAUGACUACAGUUCGACGGAGGUGAGCCCGACUGAGUCCCCUUCCAAUGGACUAGAUGACUUCCCCAGCUCGAGCUCCUACCAACGGUUUGGGGAAACCGACGGGACAACAUGGUUCCAGACCUUGAUCCACUUAUUGAAAGGGAAUAUUGGCACAGGUCUCCUAGGGCUGCCCCUGGCAGUGAAGAAUGCAGGGAUCUUGAUGGGUCCUCUCAGUCUGUUGGUCAUGGGCAUUGUGGCUGUGCACUGUAUGGGCAUCCUGGUGAAGUGUGCUCAUCACGUCUGCCAGAGGCUACACAAACCCUUUGUGGACUAUGGAGACACGGUGAUGUACGGGCUGGAAUCUAGCCCCAGCUCUUGGCUUCGGACUCAUUCCGUGUGGGGAAGGCGUAUUGUGAGCUUCUUCCUGAUUGUUACUCAGCUGGGCUUUUGCUGUGUGUAUUUUGUAUUUCUGGCUGACAACUUUAAACAGGUGGUGGAAGCAGCCAAUAUGACCACCAACAACUGCCAAAGCAAUGAGACCAUCGUGCUGACGCCCACCAUGGACUCACGGCUCUACAUACUCUCCUUCCUGCCUUUCUUGGUGCUGCUGGUGUUUGUUCGAAACCUCCGAGCCCUGUCCGUCUUCUCAUUGCUGGCCAACAUCAGCAUGAUGGUCAGCCUCAUCAUGAUCUAUCAGCGUAUCGUGCAGGGAAUCCCAGACCCCAGAAACCUGCCCUUGGUAGCAAAUUGGAAUACCUACCCCCUGUUCUUUGGUACAGCCAUAUUUGCAUUUGAAGGCAUCGGAGUGGUGCUUCCCCUGGAAAAUAAAAUGAAUCAGCCCCAGCACUUUCCAGUCAUCCUGUAUGUGGGGAUGACCAUCGUUACCCUUGUCUACAUCAGCCUGGGAUGCCUGGGCUACCUUCAGUUUGGAGCAGCCAUACAAGCCAGUAUAACCCUCAAUCUGCCCAAUUGCUGGUUGUACCAGUCUGUCAGGCUGCUUUAUUCCAUUGGGAUCUUUUUCACGUAUGCCCUGCAGUUCUACGUCCCUGCAGAGAUCAUCAUCCCCUUUUUCGUCUCCCGAGUGACAGAGCAUUGGGCGUUGGUGGUAGAUUUGUCUGUGCGCAUAGUCAUGGUCUGCCUAACGUGUGUCUUGGCCAUCUUGAUCCCUCGACUAGACCUCUUCAUCUCCUUGGUGGGCUCUGUGAGCAGCAGCGCCCUGGCCCUGAUCAUCCCUCCACUCCUGGAGAUCACUACGUAUUACUCAGAAGGCAUGAGCCCCAUCACCAUUGCUAAGGACAUCUUGAUUAGCGUCUUGGGCUUCACUGGGUUUGUGCUGGGCACCUACCAAGCGCUCUAUGAUCUGAUCUAGCCAAGCGUGUCUCCCACUUUUGCCAACGUUACCAGUACCUUUGUACAGUGACCUUUUCGGUACGUUCUCUGCGCCAAGCCGCCCCACCCUACCAAAUGUCUGUCGUCAAGGCCUCCGGUAAGGCCAAGGAUGGAGUAGGCUAGGUAGGGGCUACUUUUACUUGUCAGUCGGGGACUGGCCAGUGGGACUGGUUAGAUUGUGGAUGAUUCCAAUAGUGAUGGUCAUCUCUCAGUACUUGUUUUACCCCAACACUUUCCCACCCAUCCCCUCCCCUCCUGCAUUUUGUGGCUUUGAUCUUACUGCAGCACAACUCUCUCCAUCUUUUGGCGAUUCACCUCGAUAGUUUCCUCUCCUCCGGGCCAAGCCUCCACAAAACAAGGAUCAUGGUCCAUCUGUUUGUCUGCUACCCUUGCUCUUUUACCUCUGCUUUUCUUGCCUUCUGGACUCUUCCGGGGGGCAGCAGAAUACUUCAAGUUACAGUUUUGAUCCUGGCUUGAUCCAGGUUUUCUGGGGCACCGUAGGCAGCACCUUCCCCUCAGAAUCUACCACGUAUGGGGUACGAAUAUGAGCACGUUCCUUAUCACUUAGCACUUCGAACACACUCUGUACUGUCUGAGUACAAAACCUUUCUGUUUUAUUUCAAGUUAGGCCUCUGCUCCUGAAGUCUCUCUGAGUCUGUAAUUGCUGGGGUCAUUAGACCCAGCUUAUUCUUACCAAACCUCACCCUUGCUCUUCCUAUGGAAAAUAUGACUUGAUUUAAAUUCGUAAUUUAUUAUACAUUUAGCAUAGAAAUGGGGAAAGCAGCCCGCUGCUCUCGUAACCAUCUUCUAAGAGAAGAUUAAUGCAGUUGGGACAAGACUUGAGGCCCACAUGAGGUCAAAAGACAAAAUGUGUCGCUGAAAGUUUAGAAAAUUAAUUCUGUAAGCCAGGUUCCUCAGUCUCUAUGAGAAUUGAAAGGGGUGGCAGGCUCCUUAUUGGCAUUGUGUAUUGGAGCCCUGAAUCCAUCUCAGUCUGGUUAGACUGGCAGCAUAUGUCCCUGCCCCAUUCUCCUUCCUGGCUGGGGGUUGUGUAUCCCAUUGACAAAGAUUAGAAGUCAAGGUCAGAAAGCCUAGUCCUUGAGGUUGUAUAGAAACACAGCAAUUGAGGAAUCCCCACCAUGUGGGGUGAAAUUCUGUUGUGGAACUUGAUUGAGUAAGGAGGUCAGUCAGAGAGUUCUACAUAGUGCAGGCGUUGCUGGCUCCAGAGCUGUCUCUCUGUCCCACACUUCCCAUGAACCCCAUUAGGGGACGUGCCUCCUUGGCACACUGGUAACACUAUUACAAGGGAUCCCAUCCUAUUCUUCCUAUGAGGCUUCCUUAUGUGCCAGGGCAUUGGUUGCUAAGAUCCUGAGGCCACCUUAGCUAGCCUAAAUUAAGGUUUUGGAAGCUUCCCAGUCCUGAGUUUGAGAAGGGGCUGAACUAGCCUCUUGAAGAGGAGUCUCACCUAUCUAACUUUUUACUGUUUCCUCACCCUUCCUGCUUAAUGAUUGGGAAGUGAUUCCAAAGGGCAUUAGUGAAUUCUUUGGCUGUGUGUGUUAGCCCAGAGGGUUUUAGCAAAGGUCCAUUCGGUGCCUCUCUCACCCUUCCCUGUGCCCUCACCAUAACUUUUUGCUCUUCUGGCCUGGAAAUGCAGGUGCCUUAGGGAGUAGGUUAGGGAAGGGAAGUUUAUCUCUCCAUCUUAGCUUUGCCUUUUUGCCUUCAAACAGGGCUCAGGCUUCUAUGUGAGCACUCGAUGCUUAAAUCAGUGCAGUGGCUGAGGGUAAAAGCUUCAGCUGAGGCCACCCUGUGCCUCUGAAAUCAGCAGGAUGUCAGGGGUUCCUCCUCCAAAACCAGGUAUGGCUAGAUGUCAGGUGCAGGGGUCUGAAGAAGGAUUUCUUUUUAAAUGUACUACAGUGUCUCUUAAUAGAUAAGAGACACUUAAAAACUCUAGCAGCAAAGAUUUACACAAAACAAUCAAACUGAGGACUUUUCUGGUCCUGUACCUGUUAGAACCAGAUUACAAUUUAUAACUUGGUUCUGGCCAAUGGGAAUUUUGUUUUUCAUCCCAUGCUGUUAGGGGAUAGCAAAGGGGCUUGAAAAACAAACGCAAACUGGAAUGGAUAGGAGGUUCCGGUUCUUGGGUUCUUAAAUUUCAGAAGAGAAUUUAAUAGGUUUUUUUUUUCCUCCCACUAUCGGCCACGCUUCUGGAAUCUAUGUAACCACCCUGAUAUCAGCUUAACAGUCUGUCCAGAAUGGUCCUCAGUCCUUCCUCCCUCCUCUUAUUUCUUUGUAACCCCUUCUGCAUCAAUGCUCUGACCUAGGCAGUGACCUCAGGGCCUAGAAACUUGAGACAGAGACCCAGGACCUCCCAGCUAUGGAGCAGAGGCCAGGUCAUAAGGUCAGCUUUCUGCUCCAAGGUCUCUUAAGGGACCAGUGUCUCUGCUUUGCACUUUGUAGAAACUAACCUAAGGGCUCUGUCCUCUUAAGGGUGCUGGAUAUGUAGCUCAUGCCACAUGGGGUAGAAGUACUCUGAGGCCUGCACUGCUUCUAACAAGAGCCCUGCCUGCCUGAGCUUGACUUUCCUGGGAAGUAGUUAUAUGAGAUCCCUCAGCUAGGGGACAAAAGGCUUAGAGGGAUGCAUGCAGGCAUGAGGAGCUUUUUUUUUUUUUCCUUUGUCCUCUGAGUAGAGAAUCAGAGCCCUAAAGACCCUGCACUCUGGGAAGUGGCUCUCCACCUACCUCCAUAAUGUUCCUAUCCUUUCUUUGUUUCUUCUUCCCCUUGGCAUCUCUUUGCUUGGAAAUAUUCCAGGCUUUUUACUGCAAGGGACUCAAUUUCUCUCUGGGUUCUCUUUUGCCUAGACUGGAUGAGUUGGGCUGAUCUCAGCCAAGGGUACACUGAGAGAACCUCAAAGAAUGCAGAGCUCUUUUCACCCAGCGCCAGAAUUGGGAGCAGGGGUUUCCUAAUCUUACUUGACAAAGUACAAUCCUACUCAUCUAGAGAGGGGGCAAGGAGAAAUUCCUAAAUUUACUGGGAGCUAGCUGCUCUAUCCUGGUAUGUUGGGUUCAGGUCUCCUGUCCCUGGUAACAUCUCUCUUCACAAGGGCAUUAUUUAUAUAUUUAGUGCCAUCCAAGUGUAGACUGAUGAGCACUGCUGUGCACACACAAACCCUGAGCAGAAGUGAAUAGUUUUGUGUUAGCCUAGACCCUGUUGCCUAUAGCCUCCCCAUUCUGUGAUCCAACUUCCCUACCCUAAUUAGUAUUGGAUAUGCUUAGUACCAAGACCUCAUCCUUCAAAAUGCUAUAAUCCGCUCCUUCAGAAAACCUUCUAGUUUUGUGAAACCCUGAAGGUAGUGAAAGCGAGCUGGUAAAUUGGGAAAGAUCGCUUUCCUCCCUCUCUGCCACCUCUCUAGAUAACCUGUUAGGAAGAACAAUGCCUUCUUUAUUUAACACUACAUGCCCACUUCAUACUUUCUUCAAGUGUAACAGUAAAAUCCCACUCAUUGUUUACAGAUUUUAUUCCUUAUUUACUACUGCAAAUGAAUUGGUCUGAGUGUCUAAUCUGUGUAAUAAGGUAACAGAGUCAGCGCUUGGCGUUGGGCAGAACAUUAUGCUGCUUACUCUCAGAAGAGCCAUAAAUUUGCCACUUUCUCUUAAGAGAGCCAUAAAGUGAAAAUAGUCUGAUUUGGUGACUACAGAAUUGCCUGGUAUUUGAAAUUUGCAGAAAGGACCAAAUGAUUGUCCAUGAGCACAAAGUGAACAGACAUCUUAGACUAUGGCUUAGGCAGGGGGAGACUAGAGAGUCAAAGGGUAUGUUUUGCCUUUGAAACCUUGGGCAGAAUGGCUUAGGCAGUUUAUCCCUCUAGCUCCAAGGUGGUUUGGCCUAAUGGUGUCAAGUUUCUUCUGAAUCUUUGUACCAUCAAAGUCCCUUAUUGGUUUGGUACCAGCGUUGGGGCUGGGCCAGGGGCAGAGAGUGCAUGGUUAGAAAUAAUUAGGUUUUGUUAACAUCAGGAAGAGGUUAAUGAAUUACCAGAGGGUUAAGUUUGAUGUCUGACAAUUACUGAACUGAAAAAUCAACCAAUCAUGUUUACCAUUGUCCAAAUGGAUAAGAGAGUAGAAAGUCUUAAUUCAGUGUAAGAUUGCCAGGUGGCAGAUCCCAGUAACCAGAAUAUCGCUGUAUAAUGCAGCCGCCAGGAGCUGCUGGUGCUGUAAGUGUUUGGUGCCUGUUGUAUUUCUGUUAAGUGCAGACGUGGCUCAGGCAGGGCCUUGUGGGGGGAUUUCGUGUUUGAUUCUGCACGGGGAUCAUGCGUUUUUCCUUUCAAUAAAUGAAAUGGUUUUUUUUAAUUUUGA
Phascolarctos cinereus (koala) is the source of this 5857-nucleotide messenger RNA. RefSeq names its product proton-coupled amino acid transporter 1-like. Gene Ontology annotation, cellular component: vacuolar membrane. NCBI's taxonomy places the organism in Eukaryota, Metazoa, Chordata, Mammalia, Diprotodontia, Phascolarctidae. Gene Ontology annotation, biological process: proline transmembrane transport; glycine transport; proton transmembrane transport. Gene Ontology annotation, molecular function: glycine transmembrane transporter activity; L-proline transmembrane transporter activity; amino acid:proton symporter activity. The record is from RefSeq and is a predicted model, not a curated record.